This is a messenger RNA of Cyprinus carpio (common carp), 1593 nucleotides long. It is a transcript of the gene nipsnap1, whose product is annotated as nipsnap homolog 1 (C. elegans). Bases 303 to 1139 code for a protein of 278 amino acids. Gene Ontology annotation, cellular component: mitochondrion. The record is from RefSeq and is a predicted model, not a curated record. Lineage: Eukaryota; Metazoa; Chordata; Actinopteri; Cypriniformes; Cyprinidae. The transcript is spliced from 10 exons.
GUCCGUUUUCAUUAUUAUUCACCUUUUUUUCUUCUUCCAAAACCCUCUAAAACUAGUCAACUAGCAAAACAGUUUAGUCUUGUUUGAAAAUUUGAUUUUCUUUGAUUGGACUUUAAUUGCAUCAGCGACCAUAUCAACAGAUUAAUCAUCAUGAUUAAUGAGUUUCUAAACAUGAAGCGGAAGUCCAACAGUUCACACGCGUCAAACAUUAACCAAAGAACUUUGCAUUAACUCAGACAAACGCGUGUCGCAACUCCUGCAACUUCACGUAGACGCGAAUCUACAAACAACACGAGACAAUAAUGGCGACAACACGGUAUCUGCAUAUCCUCAACAGACAGCAGCAUUUCCUAAACAAGGUGCAUUCAGCAUGGCUGGCCAGAGGUUUUGCGACUAAAAGUGACGAAGGCUGGUUGAGUUCCAUGUUUGCACACAAAGUGGAUGCCAGGAAAGAUGCCCACUCCAAUCUGCUCUCCAAGAAAGAAACCAGCAACCUCUACAAGAUUCAGUUUCACAAUGUCAAACCAGAGUGCAUGGAGGCAUACAAUAAAAUGUCGGAUGAGGUACAGAAAGAACUUCAUCGUGAUGCAAGUUAUCCAUGUGAAGUUAUUGGAAGCUGGAACAACUGGUAUGGUGAACAGGAUCAAGCAGUGCAUCUCUGGAGGUAUUCUGGUGGGUAUCCUGCUCUAACAGAGUGUUUGCGCAAACUCAACCGCAAUACGGCGUAUCUUGCAUUUCGAAAAGAGAGGAGUAAAAUGUUGAUCUCCCGACGCAACCAGCUUCUUCUGGAGUUUAGUUUCUGGAAUGAGCCUGCGCCCAGAAGCGGCCCCAACAUUUAUGAACUGAGAACAUACCAACUAGUACCUGGAACAAUGAUCGAAUGGGGCAAUCACUGGGCUCGAGCAAUCAAAUAUAGACAGGAAAAUAAUGAAGCAGUGGGCGGCUUUUUCACACAGAUCGGUGAAUUGUAUGUUGUUCAUCAUUUAUGGGCCUAUAAAGACCUGCAGUCCAGAGAAGAGACCAGAAAUGCUGCUUGGUUAAAAGAGGGCUGGGAUGCCAAUGUGCACUAUACAAUGCCUCUUAUCCAAAAGAUGGAAUCGCGAAUUAUGAUUCCCAUGGAACAUUCACCUCUGCAGUAAAAUCAACAGUGUUUCGCCUGUGAUGAUACCAAAGACACUAUACACCAGGAGAUCUACUGUUUAGAUCUGACUUUACUCAAACACAUCUGAAGCAGAGGAUCAAGGUCUACUAUUGAAGUAGACAGGCAGUUGUGUUAGAGCAGAGCUGCUCCUAAAGUCUGCAAGAAGGCAAAACUGUGCCGGUGUUGAAGCCAAUCUGAGAACUACAAUGACAGACCUGUGUCGUCGUACGAGACAGUUAAAGUAUAUACAUACUUAUUUAGUCAUUAUUCUCCUUUCUAAAGCAUCACUUGGCCUGGUGGAUGCUUGAGGAAACUGCCUGUCAGCAAAGCUUUUUAUCUACAAUUAAAAAAGAAAUUUGCUAAAUUGAAUGCAUUUAUUGGAAGACUUCAUUUUAAUGUUGUAAACUUUGAUACUCCGUUAUAGGAUAAUAAAUGAACAAAUAAUUUGUUGA